Molecule: messenger RNA, 1971 nt
Organism: Folsomia candida
Lineage: Eukaryota; Metazoa; Arthropoda; Collembola; Entomobryomorpha; Isotomidae
Exons: 2
Coding region: 1-1971 (656 amino acids)
Source: RefSeq, a predicted model, not a curated record
AUGGAAAAAAGGUUAAUUAAACAACAAAUUCACCUCAACUUCUCAAAAUUGAAGAGACUCGAGGACUCAAUCACUGCCAAAAGACAACGGCUUAGUAUUCUACCCGAAGAAUUAGUGGAUCAAAUCUACAAAUAUAUCAACGAUGACAAAAAAACUUUCAACACCACAAUCCGAGAGAAACAAAUGAAGAAGUUCGAAAAUCUCUCACGAAAAAAAUUAAUCCUCGAAGAGAAAUCACAUUCCACACAACGCCAAUCUCCACAUAAUCAUGAUGCGAACAAAGAGAUUCAGGACAUGAAAAGGAGCGUCCUAAAUUUAUCACAACGUCAACUCACCAAGGAUGAAACGAAGGCACUCCAACUUGGAUUAAACUUCGCCCUCCCACAUUUUAAACAUAAAGACCUAUUAAUCGAAGCGGGGAUAAACAUUGAACUUUGCAUGCAGGAUUUUGAGAAUAGUGAAAACUACAAAAAUCAUAUAAGAUCAGGUAUUGCAAGAAUUUUGCACUCACAAGUCAACAAACCUGAUGAAUUCACCAAAUCAUUCGACUGGUUAAAACCAAUAUGCACAAAUCUCAAAAAAGAUCAAAAUAUCGUCAUCCUACCUGCUGAUAAAGGCAACAUGACUGUGAUUAUGGACAAAACAAAUUAUGAGACCAAAAUAGAAGAACUACUCUCAGACCCGAGUUACUCUCCACUACCAAAUGACCCCACCUCCAAAUUAGAAGCUGAAAUUAACAAUAUAUCAAAAAAUCUACUCAAAAUGAAAAAACUAGACAAAUCACAACACCAAAAUAUCAAUCCAACGAACUCAAAGAUUCCUCAGUUUUAUGGAUUACCGAAGGUACACAAACCAGGACUACCGUUCCGACCUAUCGUGGACUUUCGUUCCUCACCUUCCUACAAUCUUGCCCAUUUUUUGAACAAAAUUCUGAAGAAGAUCACGUCAAAUUUCCCAACCCACAUUAAAAAUUCAUACGAAUUCGCCAAGGAUAUCAAGAGCUUCACUGUACCCCCCGGAUAUGAACUCGUCUCAUUCGACGUAACUUCUUUAUUCACUCGAGUUCCAGUCAAAGAAACUCUAACAAUCAUUAAGAAAAGACUAGAUACAUCGACAACCUGGAAAACAAAAACCAAGUUAAAUGCAGAUGAAAUCUUAAAAUUACUACAAAUCACAAUAAACUCAAACUAUUUUACUUGGAAAAACGUCACAUACAAACAAAAUGACGGUACUCCAAUGGGCAGCCCAAUCUCCGGUGAGUUUGCAGAAUUCUUCCUCCAAGAACUAGAAAAAAAGGUCGUCCUCAAACACCCCGACAUAAAAUUACAUAAACGAUUCGUGGAUGACUGUUUCUCGUGCAUAAAAUCAGGAACAAAAGACAGAAUCUUACAUGACCUCAACUCAUUCCAUCCAAACAUACAAUUCACCUGUGAAUCAGAAAUAGACAAGAAAAUUGCCUUUCUCGACAUCAUAAUUACAUACAAUAAUGAUGGACAAAUACAACGACAAGUUUAUCGAAAACCCACUCACACAGGGAGAUACCUAAAUUACUCAUCUUACCACCACCCUUCCCAAAAGAUUGCUGUAAUUGAUGCUUUAGUUUACAGAGCAUUAGCAAUUUCUGAUGACCAAUUCUUAAAGGAUGAACUUACCUUUGUGGCCACCUCACUAAAAAACAAUGGCUACCCAAAAAGUCUCAUCAACCAACGAAUAUCAAGAAUGAAGAAAAAAUUCUCAAAUACGACACUCCAACCAAACGGUGACGAAGAAAAAAAGCCAAGGAUCAUUCUUCCAUAUAUGGGACCGCUUACCCACCGAUUAACUGGUUACCUCCGGAGAAAACUUCAAUGCGAAUUUGGAUACCUCACGGGAAAAAAGAUGAAACAAUUUAUUUGUGAUUACAAGGAAAACCCACCUCCAGACCUGGAGAAACCAGCCGACCCCUCGUCAAACGCAUCAAAGAACACCUGA